UGCACAGCGUAGGCGGAGGGCGUACGAGGCGCCUGGUAAUACUAAAGUUGCUAUCGUUCGAUAUUUCGUUCAUUCGAAUUAAGCUGGCGUUAUCUUCACUCUGCAACAAGUAACCACCAUUAACGGACAUGGAAGACGGAAUGGGACAGGCGGAAGCUAAAAGCAAAGAAGGGUUAAGUGUCGACGUCGAUGUGAAGGGUGUCAAGGUUGAUCUAUCUAAUAAUAACAGUAGAGACGUCGAUAUUAAAGAUUCAGGAUCGGAAGGAGAAGACAUCAAAUCUGUAGAAAUAGAGAAGACAAUAAACGAUGGCGAAGAUGGAGAAAAAAGCGUGGAGAUUGAAGUGACACAAACAGUGACGACUGAGAAAGAUGGCGAAAUAGAAGAAGUCACGACAAAGGUUGAAAUAGAACAAACUGUGACAGAAGACGAGGAUGGUGUUAAGACAGUUUCGACUGAAAUGGAAGUGGAGAAAAGUGUGAGUGUCGAAGCAAACGGUGAGAAAGUGGAAGUCACUGAAGAAAUGCAAGUAGAGCAGACUGUCACGGAAGGGGAAGAUGGUGAAAAGACCGUUACAACAGAGGUGGAAACGGAAAAAAGCGUCACCAUAGAAAAAGAUGGCGUCAAAGUUGAGAUGGAAGUAGAAACAAGUGUUACAACAGAAAAAGAAGUAGAGAAGGAAAAAGAGGAGGACACUAAGACUAUAAAGAAUGAAAGAGAAGAAGAGAAACAAGGUGACACAGAGACAGACGGCGUGAAAAUAGAAGUCGAAAAACAAAAGACGAUAGAAGUUGGAGACAGCAAAGUAUCUGUUGAAACUAGCUUGACCAUUGAGGGCGAUCUUGACGACAUGUCAGCUGAGAAACUGCAGCAGAUCUUAGACGGUGCACAGGAUAUGAUAAGUAGUGGUGAUGCAGAGGAAGAACCGGAAAAGCCCGAGGUAAAAGACGACAGGCGCGGUUCAUCUAGCAGUUCCUCAAGCAGUUCAAGUGAUGAAGAUGAAUCCGCGUCGCUAAAGGAGAAGAUUGACGUCGAAAAAUCUGUAGACAUUUCUAAGGAGGCCAAACAGCGAAGUCUAGAAGAUGAAGUGGAAAAUAGGCGUACCAGAGAUAAAGAUGUCAGUUUAGCUAGACACUACGAGGGCGAAUUACGUAUUCUGAACGAACGUCUCGCAUGCUAUGUGGAUGUUGUGAGGAAGAUUGAAACUGGAGACGAGAGAGUGAAAAAAGUCUGGGGUAAACUAAACACUAGUGAGGAACGGGUAGCUAAUGCAAUUGGAGACUUGAAGGAUGAGUACGAAAUAUCAUUACGUGACAUCCGUGAACUUAUCAAGACGAUCAAUGAAGAGAGACAACAGAAUGACGAUGAGAGGGAUGACUGGAAUAAGAAAAUUGGAGACCUCCGGGCAGAGCUAAAAUCAGUAGAAAUUGAUUUAGCAAAUAAAACCGUAGAAGUCAAAACUAUUAAUUUGGAAAAAGACACGCUCAAUGAAGAAGUGGCGAGCAAAGCUAAGGCACUGGCUGCAGCUCGUAAAAUAGCGGAACAGGAGCGGAAGCUGCGUGAAGAACUGGAGAGUACCUUCAGGAAAGAAAUGUCACUACAAGAUGAAAUCGAGAAGCAGUGGGAAGAAAUCAAGAUGGCAAAGAAACAGAUCAUAUCUGGUAUUCUUGACCAGGACAAGAAGGCAGCGGAAGAAGAAAAGAUGAAACUGAAAGCGACAUUACAGAAAUGGAGUGAACAUUAUAGCGAAGAGCUUAAGAAAUACAAAAAGACUAUUGAAAAUGAGUACGGCUUUGAAUUGAAAAAAAUGAGACGACAAGUUGACGAAUUCAAGAGCAGAUCUAACGCAACGGAAUACGAACUGAAACUUGCCCUUCUCAAGAUUGGUGAAAUGGAUGAUCAGCACAGAUCAGUUUUAGCAAAGAUUGGUUUCAUGGAAGAACGCGUUCAAGAACUCGAAGAAAGAAAAAAGAAACUAUUAGAAGACCAGGAACGCCAAUUCGGUCUUAUUAGAGAGAAGGACGAAGAAAUCCGCGAAUUACUCAAUCGACUAGACAGACAAGCGAGGGAGUUCGCCGAAGCCGAAAGAGACCGAAUUUUGCUUGACAAAGAAAUUGCGAAAUUCAGAAAAUUGUUGGAGAUGGAAGAAAACAGGCUGAAUUUGGAUGAAAUGGAAAUGGAAGAGCAGAAAUCAAGCUUUGAAAUUUCAAUCGAUGUAUCCAAAAAAAGUGUAAAGAUAGUUAACAAGGGAGAUUCGGAUCAAACACUGGAAGGUUACAAACUACGAAGGAGCAAGGGAGGCAGGGACUUCAACUUCAGCUUCAAGUCUGGACAGGUAUUGAGGGCAGGCUCAAGUAUGACAAUCAAAAUGAAAGGACAAACGGUCAAUAAAGACGAUGACGAAGAUGAAUGGGACGAUAUGAGUGACAUCAGUGAUGACGAAAGUGAAACAUGCUUGGUUGAUACAAGUGGAACGGUCAAGACAACCCACUUUAGCAAGUCCAAAAGAGUAUUAGAAUACGCUUAGGUAUCCAAACUGAUGAACUCCGUUGAAGACAACGAUUUUAUACAUGCGAUAAAACACUUAGAUGUGUAAUUUUUCAUAAGUGUGAACUAUAUCAAGCAGUCUGGUUGUCGCAUUAUAUAGACCAUGACUUUCUCUUUUAUAUUCCAGUAGUUAAUUUGAUUUGUUUGUUUAUUGACUUACUUACUUAAAUUCAUUAAUUGCUGUAAACAACUAUAUACUGAAUGUGCUCCUAGUCUACAGUGUGAUGUGAAGUAUUAUUCAUAUAAUAAGCUUUGUCAACUCAUAGCGCUGUCCAAAAUAAAUGAGUUCAGAAAAUUCCUAUAAUUUGCGUGGAUUAUCCCCAGAACCAAACAAUCUGCUACCUAUUAAGUCUUUCACAUUAUUUCCCGUCGUUUUACUAGCCUUGAGUUAUAAGCAUACAUUUUCCGGUUUCUUAUCUAAUUUCAUUGCUCGAAUUGUUGAAUGGGCACCCUCCGCGCAUCAUGGAUCUGAGAAUAUAUUUUCACAUGUUUCUAAGUCAAUUGUGUUGUCUCUGGGCGUUUACAUUGCUUCCAUUGGACAAUGGUUCAUGAUAUUAUUUGACAGCACGUAUUAACUGAAAUAUAUCCUAGAAACUUUGUAAUAAACAGAUACAGUGUGUGCUGAAUAUAAUGAAAUAAAGGAUAGUUGUUGUUUUCAAUCCA
Molecule: messenger RNA, 3208 nt
Organism: Saccoglossus kowalevskii
Lineage: Eukaryota; Metazoa; Hemichordata; Enteropneusta; Harrimaniidae
Gene: if-1
Product: cytoplasmic intermediate filament protein
Biological process (GO): nuclear envelope organization; nuclear pore localization; heterochromatin formation
Cellular component (GO): nuclear lamina; nuclear envelope
Molecular function (GO): structural constituent of cytoskeleton
Source: RefSeq, a predicted model, not a curated record